This is a messenger RNA of Gadus morhua (Atlantic cod), 7228 nucleotides long. RefSeq names its product receptor-type tyrosine-protein phosphatase S-like. Lineage: Eukaryota; Metazoa; Chordata; Actinopteri; Gadiformes; Gadidae. Gene Ontology annotation, molecular function: protein binding; protein tyrosine phosphatase activity. Gene Ontology annotation, biological process: protein dephosphorylation. The record is from RefSeq and is a predicted model, not a curated record.
AUGGCUGACGAAGUAGAAGAAAGACAAACUGACGAUCAAAGUGUGAAGAAGAGCAACCCCUGUUCUGUUCAGGGCUCCCCCGUAACCCCCUGCCAACUGCCCUCCCUGCCCCCUGUCCAAUCAGAGCCCGGGGCUGCACCCGAGGGCGUGUCCUGUGAGAGCGCCAGCUCCACCUCCCUGAGGGUCAGGUGGACCGCCUCCGCCGGGGGGGGCGGGGGGCGGCGCGGCGCGCUACGAGCUGAGCUACUGGCCGCUGCCAGGCGAGUCGGGGAGGGAGGCUCUGCCCAGGGGCCCGGGGCCCCAGAGGUGGAGGUGGCCCCGGACGCGGGCCAGGCGCUGGUGACGGGGCUGAGGAAGUGGAGCUGGUACAACGUGUCCCUGGCCUCGGGGCCGUCCUCCGACGGGGAGGGGCCCCGGAGCCCCCCGCUGCUCUGCAGGACCGCCGAGGACGUGCCCGGGGCAGCCCCACGUCAGAUAGAUGUCAAGCCGCUCAACUCCUCAGCAUUUAGAGUGGGCUGGCGAUCGGUGUUGCCGCGGUUACAGCAGGGUCAGAUCCGCGGGUACCAGGUGCACUACAGCCGUGUGGAGGGGGGGGAGUCGCGGACCCUGCCCCGCAUCAAAGACCUGCUGCUGGACGACGCCCAGAUGGAGGCGGAUGACUCCACUCAGUAUGAAAUGAUUUUGGGGGGGCUGCGAGCAGAGACUCUGUACUCUGUCUCCGUGGCUGCUUACACCACCAAAGGGGACGGGACCCACAGCAAAGCCAAGCUGGUUCCGACCCCAGGGAGAGUCCCCGGCCCCCCGUCCCUGUGGCUGCGUCCAGAGGCGGGCCCCGCCGUGGUGGCUCGGUGGGCGGCCCCCCCGGGGGACCCAGAGACGGGCUCCGCCUCCCAGGGGCCACCGGUUGAAGUCCUGGGGUACCGCCUGCAGUUUGGGCCGAAGAACUCGUCCCUCGGCGCCCCGCUGGACCUCACCGCCCAGAACCGGACCUACACGGUGCGGAAGGGCCUCCGCGAGGGCUCCACCUACGUCUUCCUCCUCUCCGCCCGGAGCCGGGCGGGCUACGGACAGGGAGUGCGUCAGGAGAUCCAAAUCCCCGAGUACCCGCCGUCGGGAUUCCCCAGAAUAGGGGACUCUGUGAACGCCACCUGCUGCUCCCUCCAGCUCUCCUGGCUGCCCCCUCCCCCGGAGGAGCGGCGCGGAGCCAUCACAGAGUACACCUUGGCCUACAGAGAGGCCGAAGACCCCGGUGCCGCCGCCGCCGCCCCCCUGUACCAAGUGUCUAUCCCCGCCUCCGAGUCUGAGUACACCAUCCUCGGCCUUAACCACAGCUCAGCCUAUGAGCUCCAGCUCAGGGCCCACACCAAGGCGGGGGCGGGCCCGCUCAGCCCGCCGCUGGUGUGCCGAACCCUGGCCUUUGAGACAGAUGUGCCGAGGAACUUCUCCGUCAAUUUAGCCACAAAGACCAGCGUUCUUCUGACCUGGGAGUUUCCAGAGAGCACCUAUCCCUAUCGCUUUACUGUGGAGUACAACCGGCAGAAGAUGGAGGUGGACGCGCGGCUCCGGAAGGCGGUGAUCCCCAACCUGCAGCCCGACACCAGCUACGACUUCAAGAUCACCUCCCCGGAGGGCAACAUGGGGGGCCUGCGCCACCGCAUCAACGCCAAGACCUCCCCGCCCAUCACCAUCCGCCGGCCCGAGGUGGACCACACCCGCGACUCGGAGACCACCGUCACCAUCAUCCUGCCCUCUCUGGAGACCCGCACGCCCGUCAAGAACGUGUACGUGGUGGUGGUGCCACUGAGGAGAGCCAAAGGCGCCAUCAAACACCUUAAGAGCCCCGAUGAAAUGGACCUGGAGGAGCUUCUCAAAGACAUCAGUCAGCGGCAGCGGGACACGCGGCAGCAGAAGCAGGUGGACCUCCGGAGGGCGUACAUCACCGCCCGGUUCACGCCGGGCACCCUGCCCGCCUUCUUCACCCUGGGGGACCAGCUGGACUACGGCGGCUUCGAGAACCGGGCCCUGGAGCCGGGCCAGGAGUACGUCUUCUUCAUCCUGGCCGAGCUCAACGCCACCACCGGGAAGAUGUACGUAGCCAGUCCCUACACUGACCCUGUGAUCGCCCCGGACUCGGACCCUCAACCCUUGGACGCCGGGGACGGUCUGAUCUGGGUGGUGGGACCCGUCCUGGCGGUGGUCUUCAUCAUCUGCAUCGUCAUCGCUAUACUCCUCUACAAGAACAGCAAGCCUGACAGGUCCCUGAGAAGCAAACGCAAGGACUCUGAGCCCGGCACGAAGAGCCUGUUGAGCAACGCAGAGAUGAUGGCCCACCACCCCACCGACCCCGUGGAGAUGAGACGCAUCAACUUCCAGACCCCCGGGAUGAUGAGCCAUCCUCCGAUCCCCAUCAACGAGCUGGCCGAGCACACAGAGCUGCUGAAAGCCAACGACAACCUGAGACUCUCUCAGGAGUACGAGUCCGUGGACCCCGGCCAGCAGUUCACCUGGGAGCACUCCAACCUGGAGGUCAACAAGCCCAAGAACCGCUACGCCAACGUCAUCGCCUACGACCACACCCGCGUCAUCCUGGCCCCGUGUGCAGGUAUCCUGGGCAGCGACUACAUCAACGCCAACUACAUCGACGGCUACAGGAAGCAGAACGCCUACAUCGCCACCCAGGGGCCGCUCUCCGAGACCUUCGGGGACUUCUGGAGGAUGGUGUGGGAGCAGAGGGCCGCCUCCGUUGUCAUGAUGACGCGGCUGGAGGAGAAAUCACGGGUGAAGUGCGACCAGUACUGGCCCAGCAGAGGAACGGAGACCUACGGUAUGAUCCAGGUCACCCUGCUGGACACCAUGGAGCUGGCCACCUUCUGCGUCCGCACCUCCCUGCAUAAGGUACGCAGCGGGGGCAGCGAGCGGCGGGAGGUGAGACAGUUCCAGUUCACGGCCUGGCCGGACCACGGCGUGCCGGAGUACCCCACCCCCUUCCUCAACUUCCUGCGUCGGGUCAAAGCCUGCAACCCGCCGGACGCCGGGCCAAUCAUCGCUCACUGCAGUGCCGGCGUGGGCCGCACCGGCUGCUUCAUCGUCAUCGACGCCAUGCUGGAGCGCAUCCGCCACGAGCGCACCGUGGACGUGUACGGCCACGUCACGCUCAUGCGCUCCCAGCGCAACUACAUGGUGCAGACGGAGGACCAGUACAGCUUCAUCCACGAGUCUCUGCUGGAGGCGGUCGCCUGCGGCAACACGGAGGUGGCCGCGCGGAGCCUCUACUCUUACAUGCAGAAGCUCUCGCAGGUGGAGACCGGAGAGCACGUCACCGGCACCGAGCUGGAGUUCAAGCGGCUUGCCAACACCAAAGCCCAUACGUCCCGCUUUGUGACAGCCAACCUACCGUGCAACAAAUUCAAGAACCGCCUGGUGAACAUCAUGCCCUACGAAACCACGCGCGUGUGCCUCCAGCCAAUCCGCGGCCUGGAAGGCUCCGAUUACAUCAACGCCAGCUACAUCGAUGGAUACAGGCAGCAGAGAGGGUACAUCGCCACCCAGGGUCCGCUGGCUGAGACUACAGAGGACUUCUGGAGGAUGCUCUGGGAGCACAAUUCCACCAUAGUGGUCAUGCUCACCAAACUGAGAGAGAUGGGCCGGGAGAAGUGCCACCAGUACUGGCCGGCUGAGCGUUCAGCCAGAUACCAGUACUUUGUGGUGGACCCAAUGGCCGAGUACAACAUGCCGCAGUACAUCCUCAGAGAGUUCAAAGUCACCGACGCCCGGGAUGGCCAAUCACGCACAGUCCGUCAGUUCCAGUUCACCGAUUGGCCGGAGCAAGGUGUGCCCAAGUCAGGUGAAGGCUUCAUCGAUUUCAUUGGUCAAGUGCACAAAACAAAGGAGCAGUUUGGCCAGGAUGGACCAAUCAGCGUUCACUGCAGUGCUGGCGUGGGGCGGACCGGCGUCUUCAUCACCCUGAGCAUCGUGCUGGAGAGGAUGCGGUACGAGGGCGCGGUCGACAUCUUCCAGACUGUCAAGAUGCUGCGCACGCAGAGGCCCGCCAUGGUGCAGACGGAGGACGAGUACCAGUUCUGCUACCAGGCGGCGCUGGAAUACCUGGGGAGCUUUGACCACUAUGCAACAUAAAUGAAGAGAGAGGGACCAGAAGCACCUCCCCCUCCUCCUCCUUUCCUUUUUCAUUUUUUUUUUUUGCUCUGAGGUCACAACAAAACAAGACAGAGAGGGACAGAACGUGGAGAGGAAGAGGAGACCAACCCUUCUUACAAUCAAAACCUUCGAUUAAGACCAAAUUCAAUGACGAUCGCAAAACAAACAAACAAAUGCUCCUGAACUCUCAUGUCCAAGGAGCACCCCCCCAUCCCGCCCCCCAAAACGUAAACCCAGCGCUCCCAAUACAAGCUAGUGGUGGGCUGUGGGACUAACCGUGUACUCAAUAUACUUACCUCAGUGUUCCAGUGUGAAGGAUGUAUAUUACCCGUGUGUGUUGUGGUCAGCUAUCUCCAAGAAUCUCCAGGAAAUUAUAAUACUCUACUAUGUGUAUAAAAUAACAACGACAAACUGUAAAAAAAAAAAAAUACAAAAAAAACUAACUAGAAAGAGCCUGAAUAUUUGCUGCACCCUAGAUGGGCUUUUUAAUCCUCAAAAUUUGUAUCUAUUUAUUUGAUGUACAAAGAGUUACAAAGUGCAAAGGUCUGUGUGUCUGUGAGUCUGUUUUAGAGGCGUCUGCCGUUGCCACAGAUAGUUCAAGGCUUUGUUUCAGCAGAUUAAACCACUUUUACGGAUUGACUUGCCAUCAAGGGGACUGUUUAAAAAAAAGCAUGUUAUGGAUGCUUCUUUUCCCCUCCCCGCCCCCCCGAUCCACAGUGCCAAGAGAGAACAACAACGACAACAACACAACGACACACUGGUUGUCAGCAGAUCUUUGACAUUUUUACGUCCUGUAUCCUGAAGAGAUGAACACUGGAGUUUGGGUUGGUCCUGGUUGGGCCCCACCUACUAACCACCACUAUCCCCGGGAGCAUUGAGCCUCACUACAGCAGCGUUUAGAGCCUGCUUUAGCCCCCCCGUGGGGCUGGAGGUUUAUAGCUUACUUAUACUGUGUGCUACUGUAUAGACCUACCGUCCUCCAUGCAAAAGCCACUCUUCUAUCGAGAACUCAUUCUUCGUGUCCGCCAGCAAUGGGCUGUGAAUAAGUGAUACUAACAAAGACACUCAUCCGUAUAUACGUCUUUCCUUGUUUUUUCUUUCACUCUCUUUUCAUUCCUUCCUUUCUCCUCUGGUCCCAUUCCCGCAGCCACGAUCCACGCGGUUGUGCGUUGCGUUACGGUUGUACGAUUUCUAUGUCUUUGCCUUAUAGGUUGAACAGAUUUCAUCGCUGUGUCUCUCAACAUGCUGCUCAACGUUUCACGCUGUUUUAUUUCUGUUGUGUGCUUAGCGCGUGGUGUCUCCUCGUGUUGCUUCAGCCGCUGCUGUCGGACAUUCUGGCUACAGUGUGAUCGGAUGUGAACAGCUGGAUCAGGCUGAUCAAUUUAUAGAAAAUAGUUGGAUUCAAAACCAGUGCGAAAUGUUACAUGAUUAAAGUCACAAUGUGUAUGACUGGGCCCCUCCCAGUGAGCAGGAGGGAGGCUUUCAGAAUUUAAAAAGGAGAUAACAGUGUUCUGUCCACGCUAACAGGCUGUAAUGCUGUGUGACCUGAGCUAGCGUGGCUCGGCUGGCUGAGUGGCGUGAGAGGGAGGAGAUUUUAGAAGUGUCGAUAGUGAGAUAAACACAGAGAUUAGUACGGGCUGGCCAGCACUUAUUAUUUGUGGAAUAUAUCAGUUAUAGGGUGUGAUUUUAUUGAUACCGUUUUAGAAAUCACUAUCGAUCAGCAUUGACUACAUACAUGUCCAGGUCAUUUAAAGCCACGAGCAAGUUAAAAUGUUACACAUUGCGACUUUAAGGGUUGUGGUAAGGAUAGUGUAAAAUAACGUGAAAAAAACUAAACGAAGAUUAAACAUGAUGGUCGGUCUUCAAGUGUCCUCCCUUUUAGCCAAUCACAACGGUAUGACAGAUUGCCACAUGAUGUCGAAUUUACCCCAAAAAAACCUUGUGUACAGAACAUCUUCCACUUUAACCUUCUAAUCCAGUAUACUAAACCGCAAGUCUUUUGAUAUUGAAAGUUCUUUCAUUAUUUGGAGAUAUAAUCAUCGUCGUUCCAAUGUCAUUAUGAGCAGGACGCGGCUCCAGAACCAAGAACCUCCUGGCAGCGCCGCUGGUUUGUAGAUAUAGUCCGACAUCAUCGGACUACUAUACAGUACAGAAACAUAUGCCUGAGCACAAGAUAUAAUGUGAGGUUGGAUGUGAAGUAGUUGGUACUGUCGACAAAAGGAAGCCUUAUUGUUAUAGUUCACUUUUGUCAUAUUUAUUUGAUAUUUCUUUUUUAAAUAAAAUAUUUAUUAUCUUUCUAUUUUGUUACUUUUUACUUUUAUUUAUUUAUUUAUUUUGGGAUAUCAAAUAUAACCAACAACAUGUUUACUUGUUUAUUCGGCAAGCCAAUGUUUAUGUAUUAUGUUAGUUUGCUUAUUUGGUUUUUCAAGGUCAGUUUUUGGUGCUUUUUUUUAUUUGCUUAGUAUUUAGUAUCCACUCUGUUGAGGGGGCUAUUUGAUACUGUGUCCUAGUUAGCUACAAAUGUAUAUUAAAAUCUAGCUAGAUUCAUUUUAAAGUUCCCCAGAAGUGGUAUAAUUCAGCACAUUGUUGACCAUGGUUAAAUGAUGAUUAAAUAUAAUAUUAGAUAUAGGAAGACAGCGAACAUAGUUCUAUGAAGCAGAGUAGUGGGUCGGGGUUCAAGCCAGUGCACAACUAACCUUUAGUUUGAUGAACCUUUAAAGCACAUGCUAUACAAGUGAUGGUGAAAUAAGGCAUCCAAUUAUUUUUGUUCAAUGCUCAAAAGUUUUUGUUCAUAAAAUUUGAAAUUAUUCUGAUAUGAAAAUUUGUGUGGUCGAAACCCGUCUUGACAUUGUGUUGCAUAUAUACAAUAUGUUAUUCGGUUUGAAUAUCUGAUCAUGAUCGUGUCAACGGAUAUAUUUCGGGCACACGGAGGAAGCAUAAAAAUCUAUCGAGGGACUGACCUUAUGAAGACAUUCUCCUCGCCUAUGUACAUGUUAUUUCCUUUCAAACCAUGGAUGUAGAUAUUGUAUCUUGACUUUGUAUUAAAAGCAGGAUGAUUGGAUAUACAGCACAA